Messenger RNA from Penicillium chermesinum, 2100 nucleotides. RefSeq names its product transient receptor potential ion channel family protein. Gene Ontology annotation, biological process: transmembrane transport; fungal-type cell wall biogenesis. Lineage: Eukaryota; Fungi; Ascomycota; Eurotiomycetes; Eurotiales; Aspergillaceae. The coding region runs from base 1 to 2100 and encodes 699 amino acids. The transcript is spliced from 2 exons. The record is from RefSeq and is a predicted model, not a curated record.
AUGCGGUCGCUCCUCUGGGCCCUCUGGGCCCUGGGUGCUGCCCCUCAGGUGCUCGCGGCCGACACUCUGAGUACUUCGGGCUUCCAAAUCUGCCAAUCUGACGCUCCUAUCCAGGUCCAGAAACUGGAUGUCUCUUACACUCGCUCAAGCAAAGAAGUUGUCUUCGACGUGGCUGGUACCAAUACGAAGGAACAAAAAGUCAUGGCUACUCUGACGGUCACUGCCUAUGGCAGGCAGGUCUACAGCACGAGCUUUGAUCCGUGCGGCACCAAGGUCCAUGUGGACGAGCUCUGUCCCGUCCCGUCCGGUAACUUUUCAGCACAAGGCAAGAUGGCUGUGCCCGACGAUAUCGCAAGCCAAAUCCCAUCAAUCGCAUUCAAGGUUCCCGACCUCGAUGGCCAAGCCAAGCUGGUCCUUUCAACCGAAGACAACAAGGAGAAUCUCGCAUGCGUGAACGCGGUCUUGUCCAAUGGCAAGUCAGCCGAUGUGACGGGCGUCGCUUGGGUAUCGGCAGGCAUUGCGGCCGGUGCACUAGCGUUUACUGGAGUUUCUGCUAUGGCUGCUGUGGGUGGUCACCCCGGUGCUUCCUCGUCAAGUCCGGGCUUCGGCGAUGUGAUGGGGUGGUUUCACUCAAUGGCUACCAAUGGCAUGCUCAGCGUCAGCUAUCCUCCUAUUUACCAGAGUUUCACCAAGAAUUUCGCCUGGAGUACCGGUCUCAUCUCCUGGAAUGGCUUGCAAGAUUCGAUCGACAACUUCCGAAAAGCGACGGGCGGCAAUUUAACCGACGACAGUUACACUUACCUGGGCACGUUGAAGUCGAAUUCGAAUGCAAACGCCUCGGCCACGAAGCGCAGCCUGGACUUGAUCAGUCGAUCUCUGAACCUGAUCCCCCGCUCCGAUAGCUCGGACGGCUCCAGCAACAGUGAAAUUGAUAAUAUUAAGAAAAUUGCCGAGGAGCUCAUGGUUCCCUCGGCGAAUAUCUUCAUGACUGUUCUGCUGAUCUUUGCGAUUGUCGUCGCUGCAGUCAUCGUUGGAAUUCUGCUCUUCAAAGUGAUCCUGGAGGUCUGGGCCCUCUACGGCAAAUUCCCCGAGAAGUUAACGAGUUUCCGCAAUGACUACUGGGGCCUGAUGGCACGUACCAUCACCAACAUGAUCCUUAUCGUCUAUACUAUCUGGGUGAUGUAUUGUAUAUAUCAGCUCAAGAACGGUGACUCAUGGGCAGCCAAGCUCCUGGCCGGGGUGACCUUGGUGGUGUUCACUGGCGUAUUGGCCUUCUUCGCCUGGCGUAUCAUUCACAUCGCUCGCAAGUACAAGAAGGCCGAAGGAGACACCAGCUCCUUGUACGAGAACAAGGAAACCUGGCGCAAAUACAGUCUCUUCUACGACAACACGAAGACAGACUUCUGGUGGCUCUUCGUGCCGCUCAUCGUAUACAUGCUGGCCAAGGGUUGUAUCAUUGCUGGUGCACAAGGCCAUGGUAUGGCGCAAACCAUUGCCCAAUUGGUCUGCGAGUCUCUCCUCCUUAUCCUGUUGCUCUGGGGUCGGCCCUACGCUCGUAAAUCGACCAUGGGCAUCAACAUGACCAUCCAGAUUGUGCGUGUGCUGUCUGUGGUUUGCGUGCUGGUCUUCAUUGAUGAGCUGGGUCUUUCCCAGACUACCAAAACAGUGACGGGUGUUGUGCUCAUAGUCAUUCAGUCCGUUCUCACUGCCGUUCUCGCAAUCCUCAUCGCUGUCAAUGCUAUGAUCUCGCUCUUCCGAGAGAACAUCCACAAGAAGCGAAGGAGAGAAGCCGAGAAGGCCAAUGGCUUGGACGACCUCACUCCCUUGGAUGCGCGGGAGUCUCUUCUCAUUGAUCACCCUCAAAGAAAAGACUAUACCGAGAUGAGCAACUUCAAUUUCACAGGUCCAUACGAACCGUAUCACGACCACCCUGCUGAUCGGCCUGAUUCGGCCGGUAGCCACAAAGGAUUGGUUUACGCGGACUACGGCGUGGCACAUAGCCACAAUCCUAGUGAUGACUAUCGAGAUGAUGACCGGAGCAGAAGCCCGUCACUUGAGGGGCGGCGUCCCACUGUCCCCGGCUAUGGCAUGGCGUACUAG